CCUGCCUUCAAAGGCCUCACCUUCACUGAUCUGCCUUUGUGCUUACAACUGAACAUCAUGCACAGGCUGAGUGAUGGGCGUGACCUGGUCAGCCUGGGCCAGGUGGCCCCCAACCUGCACGUGCUCAGCGAGGACCGGCUACUGUGGAAGAAACUCUGCCAGUACCACUUCUCAGAGCGGCAGAUUCGCAAGCGAUUAAUUUUGUCAGACAAAGGGCAGCUGGAUUGGAAGAAGAUGUAUUUUAAGCUUAUCCGAUGUUACCCGAGGAAAGAGCAGUAUGGAGACACCCUGCAGCUUUGCAAACACUGUCACAUUCUUUCCUGGAAGGGCACCGACCAUCCGUGCACAGCCAACAACCCGGAGAGCUGCUCUGUCUCACUUUCACCCCAGGACUUUAUCAACUUGUUCAAGUUCUGAAUCCCAGCACAUAACAAGAGUUCACAAGAGCCCCCUGCUCAUUGGCUGGCUGGGAGUUUGGAUACUUCGUUUGUAAAUAGUGUACAUUUUAGACAUUGGCUCAGAGCUUCUGAGAUAAGUCACUGAGAGGACGUUGGAAGGGAGAGAUGCAAUUUCUGUUGAACAUUUAUGAACGUGAACUUCACGUUAGAACUGGUCUCUGGAGAAGCAGAAAUACUGUAAAUAAACUUUUUCUAACAAUUAGCAGCCAAGGCUCUAAGGACAACAAUUCUAUGUCAGCCGUGAAAAUGGAAUUCUCUUGGUGUUUAUAGAAACUCCUUUAUAGUUCCUUAAGAAGAAAAAGGCAAAACUCAAAUACAAGAUAGAACACACUUUGUUUACAAUGUGAAAUUUUGUUUAGACAAAACAGAAGAAGAAGAAAAAAGAAAAGUAAAACCACACAUGAGAAAUUCUUGGGCUUUUGGUUUUGAUUUGGGGCUUGUUUUGAAAAGGCAAAGAAGUACCACCCACCCAAAGCCUGCAUGAGCAUAAGGCUUACCCUGCGAAGAUGCCACCUCAUCUACCUCUAAAAGUGAGCGUGUGCUCUCUGACAACAUGCAUUAUGCAGUAGGCAGUGUCUGUGUCUCUUGAAAGUUUUUCAUCACUAUAAAAGGGGAUUUAAAAUGGAAAGCAUAUACAAGCAACCCUCAACUUGUUUCAGGCUUCCUUUGUAGGCAAACAGGGCCCUCUUUGGAGUUGCCACUUUCCUAGAAAAUGCUCAAAGUACCUGUGCCUUUUUUCCUUACAUGUUGUAACUCCUUUAGCAAAACAGAAGGCCAAUGAAGAACAAGUCCCUGCCAAAGUCGUGUUACAGAAAAGACUGAAUUCGACACCUCAGAGAUGUGAAGACUUCCUUAUUCCGGUUUAACGUCCAGCCUUGUCCAGGCUCCCUUGAGUAUCUUCAUGGAUAAGUGGUUGUCUGUGAACUGACUUGAAACACAAAUUUUAUAUACUGGCCAAUUAAACAUUUUGCCAGCUGCUGCUCUCCACUGUGGAGGAAUGAGCUGAGGAGCUUUCUUUUCUUUAGGCCCGACAUCAAAAUUGAGUCAACCUCAGCUGGAAUUUUUGCAAGUGCAAUUAAAAAUAAGGCCUGGAGUUCUAGCCAGAUAGGGAGAGGAGUUUGUUAAGAUGAACUUGUUUCAGGGCCAGAGAGUUAAAACAUCAAGAAACCUGGGGAUCUCGUGAGGCAAGUAUGAGAAAUCUCAGAACUCCAUGAGUUAAUUGUCAGAUAUUCCUGGGAGUGGGUGGGGAAUGUUUUUGUUAUUUACUUUAUAUAGAAUGUUGCUUUUCUACAAAUAUACAUACAUUUGCAGUUGUAUUUGCCUUUCCCACCACCACCACCACCAAAUAAAAAUGCCACCCUCUGUGCCUGUGACAAGUGAAGCAGAAAUGGGAAUUUGGUCCACAUUCAUGUUGAGGACCAGUACCCUGGAGUCACCUUUGAGGUGACCCUUGAAGGAGGGGAAAGACGGCUGAGCAUGUACAGAAGUGAGGCAAGGGACAUCUAGUGACUUAACACCUCCUUGUGCCCUUCCUUCAAUAAUAAUACAGAAGGAGCGUGUCAGCAUUCUGAAGAGAUGUAAGCUCUCCAGUGCUCCUCAUUUAGCAAUGUUUGUGCUUGUUCCAGGAUUUCUCAAUACUUCUUUCAUUACCAUCCCCCUGAGAAGAACAGGAAUUAAAUUGAAUUAAAAUUUUCCUAAUGAGAACAAUUAAAUGUGAAGGAAUUAGAUUUUGCUGAGUAAGUUUGAGCUUUGGAGGGCCACAAAACAUUGUCAUAGCUAGGGGUUUGUUUUUAUGUUAUUGGUGGUGGUGUUUUAGUUUUUUAGGUUUUUUGUUGUUUGUUUUUGUUUUUAACUUUUCUCCCUGUGUCAAUUUAACAUUCAGAAUGCAAGGUUUAGGCAAUUAAAUAAAAAGCCACUUUUCCUAUAAUUUUAAGGUUCUCUCAGAUACCUUCCUGAAAGGUGUGGGGUGGAUCUUCCAUUGCUAUGGAAAGUUUUGGAAACUUUGGCUCUGGGUGACACUUACAGAGUUAGGGGUUCAUGGUCUUCCAUAUCUUUCCACCAACCUCAGCUCAGUCCUGGAAAUGGAAGUCCUUGGGCACCUUGGGGGGUGCUAUCUCAGAAACAUCACCUGCUUUGUACUGGCAAAUCAGUCUCCCAGAGAGUGUCAGUUGAUGCACAUGGUUUUACAUCAUACCCAAAAUGAACACCACCCCAAGGGAUGAAGUUACAGCUUUCUGAAAUAUUGACCAAGAUGGUGCCUACAAACUCUCCCCAUGUCCUUUGGUGUUGCUGGAUGUGGUAUGUGACAAAGUUGAGAAAAUGUUUUAAGGAUGGGCUUGAAGAAACCAACAUGUAUGGGUCUUUUUCAUUUAAGAAUAAGGAAGGAAAUGGCAGGUGAAGAGGGAGAGGGAAAGGAAUAGAAAUGGUGUGUCUUUGAUGCUAUCUAUGGUUUGUUUGGGGAUGGUGGAAAGAGUAGAGUAGGCAGAAUAUCUGUGUCCUAUAGGCCAUGUGAUUUCUGUUACGGCUAUAAGUAAAGAGAGUUACAAAGAAAAUUCUUGCUAAGGCAUUCAGAGUCUAUAGAAUUCCUUUUGGCACACCCACCCAGACUACCUGACCCCUCAAAAAACAAAAAUUCAGACACUCUAUCAGAAAAUGUGGUGUAAAAGCUAGGAAGGGCAGGGGGAUAGAAAUUGUUGGAAGAGACAGGAUGUUGUUCUGUCCUUACUAUCCUACUCCUGCCCUGCACCUUGUAAAGCAGAACUAGAUACUGAUGUCCAUUAGGAAAUAAUUCAAACUUCGGGAGAAGGAAAGGGUCCUGAUCAAGCAACAUAUACAAAUCCACAGGGAUGCUAGCUCAAAAGUUCAUAGGCAGUAAGCCUAGUGUCCUGAGAGGAGGGCCCAGAACUCAUGAAAAGGAAAAUCUGUGAGGUUUAGGAGUCCUCAUUUUAUAGCAAGAUCCAGAAGAAAAGUCCAGUGACACUUUGAACUAGAGUACUUCAUUAUUCCAUGCUGUUACUUUGAGCAGGUCCAUCAGUUGAAUGAGAGGGCAGGUGGCAGAAAGGAACAAAAGUUGCAAGGUAAAAGCAUCCCCAGUGUGUCAGUUGUGAGAAGAUAUUUGAUUAGUGAUGAUUAAUUUCAGAUUGAGGUGGCAUGCAGUAGAUAUAUUUAAAUGGAUAGGGUUUAUACUUCCAAAAACUCACAUACUUGCAGCUAUGAAAUAAGGUGAUGGGUGUGUAUUAUGUUAUUGCCACAGUGUCAUCUUUGUAGACUUGCAAACCCUUUCCUAGGAGGAGUUGACUAUUAGUCCAGGCUCCUUGUUUCUGUUGUUUUUAUAUGGAAGAAGAAAGCUAGCUUGGAAUUCCAUUUGUCUAAGCAAGUGGUGUGAUUUACAAGGAGGUAAAUCAUUCCAAGAGAUGUUCAAUGGUACCGUUCUUAGCAUUCAACACAAUGUUUAUUAUAAAAUAGGCACCUGAGUUUAUAUUUUUCUGCCAGGCUGUAGAGCAAAACAUCUUGCUAUACAAACACUCUAUAUUUUAUGUGUGGAUUUUUAACUGUAAUUUUAUGUGUGCAUUUUUUAAACUAAACUACCAUCAUUUUCUAUGUUGACAUCUGUUGUUUUUUUAUGUUUCCAACUAUCUGAGUCUGUGAACCAUCUCCUGUGACUGGAUGCUGGCCUGAUACCCAUUACUGCUGAAACAGACCUCAAAACCACCCUGAGCCUCUAGACAAAUGUAGAGGCAUUGCUCCUUUGAUAUAUCCGGGGCCCUUGAUGGCUUCAACAAAUAAGGUUCAUAAUUCCUUUAAACUCUGUAUUUUUUCAUCAGGCUUUCGACCAGGAGGGGUUGUUAGAGAGGAUGAACUUGGACACUUCUUUUUUUGAAUUAUUAUUGUACUGGGGAUACAUUUGUGACAUUUACAAAAGUUCUUACAAUAGAACUUGGGACACUUCUGCCUUUCAAGAUGACAAAACCUGUCCAGAAUAUAUACAGGAUGCAUCUUAGCUCCCCCCACCAUGGACUCUGUGGUGGAGCUGAACAGAAACGUGGGGGCUUCCUGAGGCCUAAGCUGUUCAUCCCGCAUCUCCCACCCAGGCACCUUGUGGCAUGGCCGGAGACACACAAUACUCAAGACCCUCAGUGUGGAAGCCCUGGGAGACCAAUCCUAUGAUGAGCAUCUGCUAUUAAGCCUUCUAAACCGUUCAACCCCUGAUUCUCACUGGGGAAAUUAAGAUGCCAUUUAAUGUUUUCAUAGACCUCUCGCUCUGUUGUGAGCAUAGAAUUUUAGUGAAUACAACCUACUUGUUCUAAAGUAAACCACACUCUAAUCCUAGAAUUUGGGAGGCUGAAGCUGGAGGAUCAAGAGCUCAAGACCAGCCUGGGUUACAGUGGACUCUGUCUCAAAACACAUUUUUAAGUAUGCAGUAUGUUUUGGACAAACUCAUUUUUCCCUGGUAUACUUAUACUGUAAUUACAAGGAUGGCCCUUAUAAAAGUAGAUAAGAGUUGAGCAGUAAAUUGUUUCCUGGAAACUGAGGUUCUGAUGAUAACCAAGCAAAUCUUUCCUCUCCCUGGAGACUAAGAGGCAUUGAAGCCAUCAUCCCAUCUCCUCCUCUUCUAAUACCAGCUGUAAGAUCCAGGAAGUUUUGACACAGUGGAAGUCCACUCCUCUAAACCUCACCUUCCCAAAGCAAAGAAUUCUUUCCAGGAUUCAGCAAGGAGCAAGGGGCCAUGAUAUUUUUUACUUUGUUUGCUGGGCAUUUUUCAAAGUGUCCUUGACCUCAGCAAACAAAGCUUCCUGAAAAGUCUCUCUAAGCUUAUGCCGUGCUCCAUUUGGCCAAAAAUGGAUUGCCGCUCCAACACACAGAACUGCUCAAAACUCCCUCUGCUACAGCAUUACUUCUGGGGUUUGAACAUGACUCUGUCUUUGAGUAUAGAUGUGUGUUUAAUUAAUAAUGCCCAAGUCUGUUCAGCAGAAGGCUUCACGCCCUGCUCUGCACUUGGGAGUCUUUCACACCAUCUUUAUCCUACCUAGCCAGUUACCCUAGCAGAAGGGAGCGUGUGUUGUAUUUCAUGCCCUUUAAUGUCCUUUUUUCAUGAAAAAUAUUAGUGAGUUGAACAUUGUAACAAAAGCAUAAGGUUAGACCAAUUACAUGUAAAGAUGUUUAAUAUUGUGUGAGCUGAGUCCCUCUAUAAAUUAUUUGCACACUCUUCUUGCAUGAUGAACUGAUUUUUUAUAGUUGUUUGUACCAGACAGUGGCAUAUUUUUGUAAAAAAAAAAUUUUGACACUGAAUUGCAAUAAAUGUUUUUCCAACAACACACAAUGGUGUGGUUUUGAUGUGUGUCAAUUAAGUUGGCUUUUUAUCAUAACGAAUUAUGUUUAUCUUUUGCCUACGGAGACAUUCUCUCAGAAAUUUGUUACCAUUAUUGUAAAAUUCUUAUGGGGAUAUAUAGAAAAAUAAGUUUGUGAAUGAAUAUUAACCAGAGUCCAUAAUACAAUAUUAUGCUUAAAUGGGUAUUUCCAUAUGUUGUUUAUAUAGUAGUGAUUAGGAUAUAAUGAGUUUUUCUUUUGACAGUACUGGGGUUUGAACUCAGGGCUUCUCGAUUGCUAGGCAGGUGCUCUACUGCUUGAGCCACUCCUCCAGCCCAAGGAAAUAAUGAAUUUUGGAGUCGCUAUCAGUUUGUUCUCUAAUAGACAUUUAUAGUACAGGAAGUAUAUGCUAGGCCUAUGCAAAGCACUGAGACUAGCAUGAUGAACAAGACACAAACGGUCUCUGCCUUAAUGGGAUUUGAAUUCUAGUCAGACCAAAAAAAAAAAA
Molecule: messenger RNA, 6273 nt
Organism: Castor canadensis (American beaver)
Lineage: Eukaryota; Metazoa; Chordata; Mammalia; Rodentia; Castoridae
Source: RefSeq, a predicted model, not a curated record